Molecule: messenger RNA, 16116 nt
Organism: Octopus sinensis (East Asian common octopus)
Lineage: Eukaryota; Metazoa; Mollusca; Cephalopoda; Octopoda; Octopodidae
Product: protein PAT1 homolog 1
Exons: 20
Coding region: 92-2620 (842 amino acids)
Biological process (GO): deadenylation-dependent decapping of nuclear-transcribed mRNA; P-body assembly
Cellular component (GO): P-body
Molecular function (GO): RNA binding
Source: RefSeq, a predicted model, not a curated record
AUAUCUGUACGUUGUCUAAUAAACAUCUCUGCGUCAAGAGUAUAUUUUUGGAGUUAGUCACGGAAGGAAAAGAAACUAAAAAUGACUUGACAUGGAAGGUUCAAUUUUGGACUAUGAAUCUGAGUUUUCUGCUCUUGGAGCAGGGAAACUUGGAGAAUAUGAUAAUGAACUAAUUGAAGCCCCAGAAGAUGAAGAAGACAAUGAUCUCCGAAAUGAUGAAACUUUUGGACUUUCUGAUGAUGCAUAUGAAUGGCAGGAAGACCAUAAUCCAUUACAGGCAGGUUUUCCGCUUAAUAACAGACCAAUUGAAAAUCAGGGUCUUGAAAAAUCAUCUAAGUUGUCUCAGGAGAUCACCCCCAAAGCAUUCCUAGAUGAGAAUUUCGAGGAUGUCUUCCGAAUACAGGAGGAGUUUCUGGAAGAAAGUAUUUACAAUCUUGUGGUUGAUGAUGAUGAAGAGGAGGAUGAGAGGCUUGAUUUGUCUGAGAAGAGAUUUAGUGGCAAUACAUCAGUCUCCAAUUCAAGUUAUGCUAAAGAUGUACCAAAAAAACCUAUUAAUCUUAAUCAUUUGUUUGGUCCAUCAUCUCCUCCUGGACUUUUGGAUACUGAGCACUUGGUAUCACCAAACAGCCACAGUAUUUGGUGGUCUCCUCCAGCAGAGAUUUUGCAGCCUGGUAACACACAGCCCAAGCCAAAUCCACCUGAUAGUCUUCAGUCUUUCUUUAAUUUUGCCAAAUCAACUGGGCAAACUAGCCUUCAGAAUUCAAAACAAAUGAUGCAGUCAUCUCGCAGCAUAACAAGACCUCAUACACUGGCAGAAGUGGAAAAGAAACUUUUCUCAAACGCUAAUGUUGUAACUGCAGAAGAAUUGGAAAGGCAUAUGAGAGGAGAUGUUCCUACAUCAAGUAACCAAAAUUUGGAUCAUGUGUCUCCAUUUUCAAUGGCUGCGCCCAUUCCUCCUGUUGGUUCAGCGCCUUCAUCGUUUACAUCUCAGGUGUUUAAUAAUGCACAUGAUACAAACAAAAUGUCCGGAAGCUUAAAUUCGAUGCCAACUAUUGCUUCUAUGAAUGGCAGGGGUUCACCAUGUUUACCGCCUGGAAUCCUUCCCUCACAGCAUCUGUUACAAAAUGGUGGACCAUCAUCACAACUCUUGCAAGGAAUGCAAGCACGACUUAGCAAUGGUCAUGGCCCAUCGCCUAUGCCUGGAAUGCAUCUUGGUAUGAAUAGGAAUUCAACACCAACUGGUCACAACCAGCCAUCUCAGGCAGCAAUUGAUGCCCUUACAAAACAAAGGUUACCUUAUCCCUGCAAUUCGCUCAUUGGAAACCUUGCAAGGAAUCAUCCUGUGCCCAGAUUUCCACCAAAUUUGAUAUACCCUCCAAAUUUAAUGAGAAUAGUUGGCUCAUCAGUUCCUAAUAUUAAUGGACAAAGAAUUCCUCAUCCAAAUGACAAUGUCAGGAUUCACAGACCACCUCAUCAAAUGCGUCAAUUUAAUAACCAAAACAAAAAUAAUUAUCAGCAGCAGCGAGGACGCGAUAAUUAUCGGGAACGUUUAGACACACGGCAUCCUAUUGAUGAAUAUGCUGGGAUUAUGACACAGAAGGAAAAAGAAUGGGUUAUUAAAAUUCAGCUUUUGCAGUUACACACAGAUAAUCCUUAUGUUGACGAUUAUUAUUAUGUACGCUACACUUUAAGGAAAUCAGCUGAAGAGAGGAAGAAAAAGAACAAAGAAAAUAAGGAUGAACCAAAACUUAUUAUUCCAGCACUUGCUAAAAUUGAAACAAAAGCUUAUACUCCAGCACAUUUUGAAGGAUCUUUAGGAAGAGUUUCCACAUCAAGUGUCCACAAUCCUCGACAGGUUAUCGACUUAGUUUCAAUGGCACACAAUGAUGAGCAAGGUGGAAAAUCAUCAGGAAGAGAUGUAUACAGAUAUCGACAAAUGUUAAUGGAAAUUGAAAAAGCAUAUGUUAUUUUGUUGGACAUUGACGACCUGGAGAAACGUGUUUUGGCCUUACCAGAAGAAUCAAGAAAAAAAUUAUAUGAAGACCGUACUGAGAAGAUAAAUCAGCUCUUUUUAAAUCUGGGAACUCAAGAUAAUCAUGCAGACAGUUUUCUCUAUAUGAUGUCCAUCAGGAAAGGAAGGAAACUUGUGGCUCGGUGUCUUCCUAUAUUUAAUUCGGAACAUUCAAAAGCUGUUCUGGUUACAAUAAUGAAAAAUUUGCCACAUUUUAUUAAAAGAGAUCAACCAGAGGAGGGUCUAAUGGUUUUAAGUGAGACUGUGACUCAACAAAUUAGUGUUUGUAAUUUGAAAGCAGUUGUAGAACUAAGUCAGUUGUUGUUAAAAGAUACUCCAAGUCUUUCCAAUAAGUCAUUGGUUCUUGCCCUACAAAACAAGUUUGCUUGUUCUGUGAUUAGUAGCCUUCUUAACAGAGCAGAAAUGCUUUUCCUCCCAUCUUCAAAUGUUGAAAUUGAUAACCAACUCCGAAGUGCAUGGUCCCAAUUUGCUCAAACUUUUGUUGAGACGUUGAACUCUAUGGAAAUGUCAUCAAUUGCUAAACCCUUUUUUCAGAAUUCCAACUUAAACUUCAGCUCAAUAAAAAAACCAGUGUAUUUAGAGGAUUAGCCAUAGCUGUUUAAAGAUGCCAUGAUUCUAUUGGGGAUUCAUAAACAAAAGCAUUUAUCAUUUAGUCUUGAAUUAGUCAACUGAAAGCAACCAUGAAUAUUAAUAUCUCUCAAAAUGUUCCGUCCUUCCAACUUUAAUGUUAUUGCUGUAAAUCGAUGGUAACAGCCCUGAGCAAAGGCAUCUGAGGAUCGAUAGCCAAGAAUAUCUUGUUGGAAGGAAUUCUUUACUCUGAAGUUUUUGUGUGUGUGUGCGUGGGGUCAUUUUUUCUUUUUUUCUUUUUUCGUUUUUAGUUAAAAAUUAUCUACUGUGAAAAUAUUUAAGAGAAUUUGUAAUAGUUUGAGGAGAAACUUCAGAUGUAUAUGUGUAUAAAUAAAAGUGAUCAGUCUUUAGAAAUAUCUCAUUUAAAGAUAAAGGGAAUUCAUAACUUUAUUUUCCUGAGUGUGUAUGUAUACGUAUGCAUGUGUGUUUCUGUGUGCAUGCAGAUUCUUAAAUGUUUCUCAGGGUUUCCUUUUUUAUUUAUUUAUUCCAUACUAGAGCAACAUUCUGCUGUGUUGAAGAUGAAUUAUUACAUUUAAGGUUUUAUAGCUUUCUUAAGUUCUGUAGCAAGUUUAUUCAACCUAUGAAACUUUAUUAAAAAAAAUUGAUUUUUAAGAACUUUUGCAUUGCUUAACUUGGUGACUCUUAAAUGCAUUUAUGAAGUUUCAGUACUGUAGAUUUCUUGAGUCUUAGAAGAAGAAAAAAAAACUCAUUUUCUAACCUCAGACUUUCUUUCCUUACUUUUUACAAAAAACGUUUUUUUUUUUAACCCAGUUUUCUUCUCCCAAUAUCUUUUGUAUCUUGGCGGGGGUCACUUCUGAUGAGAAAAUUCCAGUUAUUAAGCUCUAUUUAGUAUGGCUUUGUUUGUUAUAAAUUUACUUUUAGUUUUGAUCUUUGUUUACACUCUCCAGUUGUAACAUUUACAAUCGCAUUUUGUAUUGUAGUAGAUGAAGCUUCCAUUAUUUCUCUGGUCCUUUUAAUAUCAGGCCAAUAUAUAAACACAGUUGUUGUUUACAAUUCCAUGAAUUCUUUAUAUUCAAUAACAGGGCAAAGUCGUGGGAAAAUAUCUUAAACUAUUCCUGAGGUGAUAGAUAAUUAUAGGGUAUUAUUUUGUUAAUAUCCAUUUACAUAGUUAAAAUCCUGUCAAUAUUGACUUAGCCUUUCAUCCAUGUUUCAGUGUUGUUAAAAUACUUGUCUAAAACUGGGAUAGAUUCAACCAACCACUCUCCAUUCCCUGAAUUUGUGGCUCAGUGCCAAAGCUAUAAUCAGAAGUUAUUUUAUAACAUUGAUAGAAUAAACCAAGGUACUUUUUUUUUUUUUUUUUUUUUUUUUUUUAAAUAUCUGAGAAUUAAAGAUUACAAACAAAAUAUAUACUUUAGAUUCACACAUAUAAACAUUACAAAUGUUUAUGAAAUGGAAUGAUAAUAUAUUUCUGCAUACAAGAUGUAUGUUGAAUAAUUCAAAUUUUCUAAAAUGUAACAUUUUUAAAAAUAUUUAUUAUAAGUUAAAAUAAGGUUCAGAAACCAAUGAAAUUUUUUGUCAUUUCUUGUGUCUUUUCAUGAACCUUAUUUUCUCAGCAGACUUUUUUCUUCUUUCAAGAACUCUUUGCUAAUACAAUACAAAGAGUAAAAAGAUAAAUUUUUGUUGAGUGGGUGUAUGAAGUGAGAAAUUUUCAAACCACCAAUGACCUGAUUUUUCAAUUUUCAUUCAGCUUCUCAUAUUUAAUGUCUUUUGGAAUCAAAGCUUCAGCUCCCUAAUUCCAUCCUCUUGUUACAUUGUUGAGGCUUUGUGCUUAAUUAAAAAAAAUCUUUAUACACAACUUAAGUAACAGCUAAUUACAUGAAGUUUCAAUAAAACUGUUUCAGAAAUGAGUUGCUGGUAUGACUGCAUUUCUAUUCCUAUUUUGGCUCACUUCUUACAGAUUCCCAUAUAUCAUUUAUUACAAUUAUGAAACUUUAUGCUUGCUUAUGAAAUUAUUUUUAGGGAGGUGGAGUAUGUACUAAAAAGUAAAAAGACCUAGAUGAUAUGAUGCACAUAAUUUCAUGUGUGACGUUUGUGCCCAACUACUGUUGGUGUUGAUUUCACCCUUCAUUCUUCAAGAAUUGAAAGUACCAAAGUAUAAUAGGUUUGGAUUAUUCAAUUUUAAUCUUACUGAUUUAGAAAAUUAUAUUUCAAAUGCUUUUAUGCAUUCAGCUGUUGAUUUCAAAUGUUAUUUAUUUUGUUGAAUAGUUUUGUUGGAUUAACAAAAGUUCUGAGAUAUCUCAUUGAUUAAAGCACAACAAUUAUUAAUGAGACAUGCAUCUUAAUAAGCAUAUCUUGCUAUUGAUCUUAAUCAGUUUUUCUAGCAUCAACAAUUAAUGUUGCGAGUUGAAACCCAGCAUUUUCUGUGAGUGUAUAUUUACUCACAAAAUAGUUUGUGAGUAUGAGAAUGUUGAGUUGGUGCAAAUGUUUGAGUAUUAAUCUAGAUACUUUAUAACAUGUUUAAUGUUUCACUGAGCUGUAGUCCGGCUGGGAGGUAACUUCAUUUUAAAUUCUAGCAGUAAAUGUUUUGAGGUUUAUUUGACCCUGAACCAUUAUAUCUUACAUAAAGGGAUUUGUAUCUAAACAGGAGAUUGUCAGUCUAAAUCAAUUAUGCUUUGCAUAUGCUCUUGUUAAUAUCCAUUUUCUUUCCCUUAAUCUUGGGUUACAUUUUUAAGAAUCCAAUACUAAUUAGGAAUAUUGUGAAACUGACCAUCUCUACCCAAAUGAAUGAAUAUUUGCUAAAAACAGUGACAAAUUGCCUUACAUAAUUAUAUAUUCAUUUCAUAAAAUAUCUGGGUUGUGUUAAAUUUUGUUUAUUAAAACGUGCAUCUGCUGCAUGACAAAACAUUUUUAAAUGCAGUUUCAUCAUUUUACUUCUAAAGUUUUAAAGCAAGCUUCCAAAGCUGUAUUAAAUAUUUCAUUAACCAUAUACAUUGCAGGGUAAAGGGAAAAAAAACAAAGCAAAUAUGUAUAUAGAAGAUUAAAAUGUUGGCCUAUAUUAAGGUAUGAAGACAUAAAAAACUUACUGUUAAACAAUUUUUGAACAAUUCUUAAACUGUAGUGAAAGAAAUUAGGACUAUUUUCAUUUGCAUUUGAUAUGUUACAUACAAUCUUUCAACUGCUUAAUCUCAAGUCUUUAACUUGCUUCUGCUAGACUCUAGACCAUAGUCUCAUAUGUAUCAGUAAAAAUUUAGGAAUAUAUAAAUUAUUCCUCUUUAUACUUAACUGGUAAACCAUAUUGGUCUUUAGCCUAGCAGAUUAAGGUAUUGAUGUUCUCCUCUCCAGUUCAAUUCUUGGUGAUGGCAACACUAGAUAUAUUCUUGAAAAAAAACCCCAAAAGACUAGAGAUUGAGGAGUUUGAAAGUCUGUACAUAUAUAUAUUUAAAAAUAAAAAUUGAAUGCUCAAGUAAAUAUUCCUCUUAUUUUAUUAACUUUAAGUGAAAGAAAUUAUAACAAUUAUAUUUUUUAAAAUGUCAUUCAGGCUACAGUGGAGCAGCAAAUGUCUCUGACCUUCUCGGGCCUUUGUAGACAGGGAGAUAACAAUAAGGUUAAUAAACUAUGUUCACUGUGCAUUCUGACAGAUAAUUGAACAGGAAAACAUGUAGAGGGAAUGAAUUCAAGAAAAUUGGGCAAAAUAUUUCAUUUGGUGGAAAGAGCAGUGUUAAUUCCAUUUUUUUUUAACCAUCUAAAACACCAUUUUAAAACAUUUAUUGAUCUACUCAUAAAAAAAGUAUAAAAAAUAGUUUGUGGCAGAUAUUUGAUUGAUGUCACAUUUUUCCUCGAGUUACAAAAAACAAAUCAAUAUCAAUUAAAGCUCAAUUUCUAAACUGAACAUAUAGAAAUUAGUUUUUUCUAAUUUUCUGGGAGCUUAAGAUUUCUGUCAACAUCUAACAGUUUACUUAAUAUUUCUAUAGAGCAAGAAACAUUUUAUCCUAGACAUUGAGACAUACAGUCUCACAGCAGAAAAUGAAAUUUUGAAAUGGUUUCUGAAUUGUAAUAAGCCAUCCAUUUUUCUCUCUAUAAAUAUUCUUCACCUCCCUAUUCCUGCACUCGUAUUUAAUGUUUGGAGAUACUAAUAAAAACAAUACUCUCGAACAACUUAUAGGACAGGGGCAUGAAAUUGUGUGUGCAUACAAUAUACAUGAAUAUAUGUAAACAAGCCUGUUUAAAUGUUAAAAUUUUUAUGCAUGAUUAAGUCGAUGCAGUAAAAUGUAUGCUCUUACUCUUUUAGCAUAUAUAUAUAUAUAUAAGAUAUGCUAAAAAUACACACUGUAAUGUUUACACUUUACAUUCUUGUGGAUGUCAACUUCUGAUAUUCCUAUUCUGAACAGUGCUUCUUUUCUUCAGUUACAUUUUCUAAAAUUCAUACUUGUAAAUUAAAACACAUAUACAUACAUACGGUAUGGUUCUUUAUUGAAAGUACAUUAUAACUAUUCAGCUUAGUGUUGAAUUAAGUAAUCAUCAAACCUAAAACCUUCUGAAUUCAACUUUUUAUACAUGAUUUCUGAGAUUUAAGAAGUCUAAAGGAAAAAAAAUAUAUGCUGUUAAAAGUAAAAUCCUCUAUGAAAUCAUCUAAAUAAUAUUACCAAAACUAUAAGAAAACUAGCGUGCAUAUUUGAAUAAUAUAAACAUGAUGCAAAAAUUACAACUUACUAGAAUUAUCUAAUUCCAUCGAUUAUCUAAUUGAUUCCAAUGUUUUAUUAAAUGAAAGUUGUAUAUCUCACUAAAGACUACAAAGACCAUUUUGCUUCUAACCCCAAAUAUAGUUAACUUUAAAUCAUGGGACAAAACCUUAAUACUAUUAGAAAAGCAGUCAACCUUAAAAAUUGGGACAAUACCAACUGUUAUUAGUUGGUUUAUUAUUAGUAAAAAUUACUCUAGAUUUAUCCAAUUUGAUAUUGUUGAUUUUUAUUCCUUUCUAUCUAAAUCUUUCUCCAUCAGAUCUGUAGAAUUCACUAAUGAUAUAUAAAUGAUAAUGAAAUUGUUUGCUGGGAAAUAUCCACUGUUUAGCAAAGAUUCUGUCUGGAUUUUAAAAACUCAGAUCUAAUGGUUCUUUCAUUGUAAGUAUGGGGUCAUAUGAUUGUGCUGACUUGUGUGUUGUUGAAGGACUACCAAGUAUGAAAAUUGUAUAAACUUUGGUCUAAAGAUGGAUUGGCUAUAUCCCUAUAUGCCAAUGGAUACUCUUCAGAUGUAAUAGAACCUCAUUAAUGCCAUCAUAAAUUUGGCUUCUCAAUGGCUAUUUAAUAGAAAUUAAAUAUAAAUUCUUUUUGUUGUUACCCUCAGUGUGGUCUGAAACUUUUAUAAAAUGUUGCCAUUCUGGAUAAGUAUCUACUGAAAGUCUGGAAUUUAUUACCACCAUGGACUGACUGGCCUUCCAUAUUCAUUCAUUCUUCACAUCAUACCCAUAAAUCAAGCUGACCUUGCUACUUUUAUUUUGAUAUCCUUGAGUACUAGUUAGGUUUAGUUUAACAUACACAUUCAUUUGUGGUUCUGUGAAACAAGUAAUUUAAAUGUUGAGUUGUACCUCCUUUUAAUAUUUGUCCUCAGCAUGCACCUGGUGAAUCAUUAUUUACUUCAAAUACUUCAUUGUUGACCAGUGUAAAUUAUCUUGAUUAAUUCCUAUGAAACUCAGUUAAAAUGGAUUUUCUAUAAGGGACUGUCAUUUUAUUUUACUCACAUAUUUUAUUUUUGUUUGAGUAAUUAAUCUUGUAUAGUGCUUGUAGCUACGUCUGUACCUUGAUUUUAUACUACUAUCUAGUAAUUUGAUUUUCAUUGGACAUUCAUAAUUGUUGAAGCAAAAGCUUUUAUUGGUACUAACAAGAAACCAUGGAAUAGAAAUAGCUGUAAGCACUAUAUAAUGCACAGACACUAAACACUUUGUGAGUGCAUAUUGAGCACUUAACUGUUUUCAUGGAAAAACUCACCAUGUUGUAUGUGUUAUAUAUAUAUAUAUGAAAUCUCAUUUAUAGUUUAUUUAAAAGAUCAAACCCUUACAUUUCAUGAAUUUUCAAUACAACCUUGGAGUACAUUUUUAACUUCUAUGAAAUUCUGAAAAAAUUAAACUGCAAAAUCAUUUGAUUACAGAUAAUCACUGAUACUGUUACUAAUAAACCAGUGGAUUAAAGUUUUUUCCUUGGUUUCAAAUUGUGAAAAAAAAUACAUGAUAUAAUUUACCUUUGCUUAUGAACUACUCCAAAUUAUCUCAUUCUCUUAACAAAAUAUUUGAUUCACAAAUUCUUUAAUUCUUGAAAAUUGAAACUUUAUGAAUGAAUUUAUCAAAUAACAAUGUAUUGUAAAUCAUUAGAAUUACUUUAAAGUGAUAAAUAUAAAAUUAUAUAUCAGAUGUGACCAGGAAAGGGAGAGCUCAAACAGUAUGAAAUGGUUGUAAAUUAUAUAUAUAUGCUUUUUUUUUUUUUUUUUUUUUUUUCUAAAAGAAAAUUACUUACAAUUUGUAUAUUUCCACAAUAUAUAAACUCUAUUGCUUUACAAAAUAUUUGAAAUGAAGAUUGUAAGAUACUACUGUAUUUUUAAAAUUUUAUCAAAUGUAAUAUUUUUAUUUUAUUACUUAACUGAAAAGAAUAUAUAUAUAUAUUAUCUCAAGUAAAACUUUGAUUUUGAAUGAUUGUAAGAAGAAUGAAUUUAAUUUCAUUUUGUUUAUAAUUUACUUUUUUUUUCCCCCCUUCAUUGAUAAAUUUGGAGUAACAUGAAAAUAUUUCUUCUUUCCAUUUUGCCUGUAUAAAAUUAGGGUUUCAGACAAUGAAUUGGUUUGGAAAUUUUAGAUUCAAAAUGUUAAUGUAAUUUUUUUUUUUUCCCACCCCCAACAUUUAUUUCAAAUGGGGAUUCCAGCUAUUUUUUUUUAAUGCCCACAUUUACAUGUGAUAAAUUUAAUAUUAUUAUUGUUCCUUUCAUUAUUAAAACCUUAAAUGAUAAUCCCUUAAUAAAGUUCAUUGCUAUCAUCACCUUAAUAUUUUUAUGCAAAAGAAAGUUUUUGUUAAAUAUACAAUUGCCUAUGGGGUGACAUAUGUUAAGCCCAAAUGGAGAUUUUUGCUUCAAUUUUCACAGUUAAGCAAAAAAAUUCAUUUUAAAACAUGGACAGUAUAUCAUAAGAUUUUUUUACAUCCUUCUCACUUUCCAAGAAAUUAAAUGUUUGAAUACUUUGUUUGCUGUUUUGUACAGGUCAUUGGAAAGUAGUUUUACAAUUAUGUUAACUCCUCAUUCUGUUUUUUUUUUUUUUUUUUUUUGUAAACGUAUGUUAUUUGUUAGUGGCAAAAUAGAUGGGGUUUUUUUUGUUUUUUUUUUCUUUUGGCAAAUUUUAGUUUAUUGGUGCUAUAGAUAAUUGUGUGACCCUUAGUAUUUCAAAUUUUAAGCUUCUGGAGAAAAUUUAUAUUGAAAAAUUGCUUUAUGAAUAAAUGGAUUGUUAUAAAUGCUGAUUUUAUAAAAUUCCUAUAAAUUUAAUGUCCUGUCAUACCUUAAGAUAUUUUGUGGGUCUCAACAGUUGUUUUUAGUGAAAUUUAGAAUUGGUUAUAAUUUUGUUAGCUUUAACAUUUCAUUUAAUAGAGCAGCUUUAUUGGUUGGUUUAUUCAUACACUAAAUCCCAUUUGUUUUACCUUGAAAAUGCCUUAGUAUAAAAAAUAAAUGUCCAGUCUCAUUUAAUUUGAAACUAUUAUUUAAUCAUUAAUAUAAAAGGCAUAUAGUAGUUGAUUUAUUUUUAUUGUUGCAAAAGGGAAAUGGAUGUGAAAAUUUUUUUUUUUAAAUGUCCACAAAAAUUCUAAUCAGUGCUUUGUCUCCUCAAAGUAUUACUAUUGGUUAUGUAAUUUUAUUUCUUAGGGAAAUGCUAUUUUAAAAUUAUGUUCUGAAAUUUUUUCUUGUCACAAAAAAAAAAACUGAUUUUUAUUGUGAAAAUAUGUAAAAUCCUCAUAUUUUUAUAUUAAUUACACAAAAAGUUGUCUUUUGCUUUAUUUUUCUUCAACUUGAAUUAAAGGUAAAAAGCAAACUUAGUUGUCAUGUUUACUCAAAGCCUGUCUACUCUGUAACACACUGUUGGUUGAUUAGGAUGUGUGUGUGUUGUAUAAUUUGUGGCACAAAAUUUUAAAUAUAAUUCUGGAAAAGUUAUAAUUACAACUGGUAUAGUCAUAUUACAAAAGAUAGUUGGGAAUUCUUUUUAAGUGAUGUUGACUUUGGAAAACUGUUGUGGAAUCUUGCUAAAAUAAAUAUAUAUGCAUAGUUAUUCACACUUCAAAAUUAUAAGAAUAAAAGAAAUUAGCUGUGCUUGUAAAAAUCAUUAGUCUUAUACUACCAUAGUUUGGCAGGUUGAAAAACUUGUAUCAAUUCCUCAUAGAUUUUAUAAGAUACUCUUUUCUUUUUUUGCAUAUCUUCAAUGGCAGCAUAUAACAUUGACUCUAGUAUGAAUCAUCUGGAUCGUUACAUUCCUCUGAUUCUAUCCUCUGGAUCUGAAGUAGCUGGUUAGGCUGUUAUUGAAGACUGCUAUUUAUAAAUGCAUGAUCGGAUGUGGUCGUCUUGCCGGCAUGAGCCAUUAUUUCAAAUGUAAAAUUUUGAAUAAAUAAAACAAAGAAGAAAUAAUUUUAGUUAUUGUUUCUUAUUUUAUGAUUUUCAAUGGCUCUUUAACUUCUUCCAAGUAGAAGAUUACAUUCUUUUCAUGUUUGAAUUAACUAUAAAAAAAAAAGCCUCCCACUUUGCUCUCUAUAGAAAAUAUAUAUAUAUACUGUCUAUCCAGUUUGUCCCUGCAUUAAUCGCAAUAACUAAAUUUCUAGUGCUGCUACUGGAAAUUUUAUUAUUUAUAACGUAAAUUAGUUUUCAUUUUCUCAUAGAUCUACAUAUUUGUAUUUACCCUUUUCAUGAAUCCCUCUCCUUAUUUCAUGAUUAUCUUCAUCUACAUAAUAAACCCUAUUUUGCUGUCACUUUUUAAUACUCUGUCAGUACAUUCUGUUCAUAUUUUGGACUUGGACCUUUAUAAAUUUAAAAGUUUGGCUCCAUUUAAUAGCAAGGAUUUUUGGAUCAGAAACUUUGCUGUUGAAUAUUUAGCAGAAUGCCUCAUGUCCUUCAAUGUGGUAAAUGCUAUUAGUUAGAAGAAAUGAAAUUUUGAUUUUUGUCUUUAAAUUAAAAUUCUAUAAUCAUCCUUUGCUUCAAGGAUAUACACUGCUCUAUUAACACCUUUCUUUGAAUUUUAGGAUAGAAUUUUUUGGAGUUGUUAUAUAGUUUACUUUUAAGUUGUUCGUUUCUAAAUAGUUCAUGCUGGAAUUGAGAUCACUAAGCGACACUUGGCAAAGAAGACUUGAUUUGACUAAGAUUUUUUUUUUUCUUCCACUUAGGUUCUAUAUUCAAUGUAUGUAAUAGUUUAUGUAUAAAACCUGUUAGAAAUAAGUGUUAUUAUUCAAUACUUGAAAGUUAGAACAAUCAUGAUUUUAAAAAAAUAAAAUUCACUAUUACAAUCUCUAAACUAUAUCAAAUAUUAAUGCCUUAAAACUUUGAAUUCAAUAUUUCAUUGCAUAAAGCUUUGAUUCAUUGAUUUCAACGCAAUAAUAAAUUUCCACUUUCUCAGUCGCAUUUCAUAUGAUUAUCCAUUUCUCAGAAGUAUUAUACUUGUUGAUUUUCAAGCUCAGCCAUCUACCAAACCUCAUUAUCCAUUUAUGCAUGUUUUUAUUUUUGGCAACUUAACAUGAACAAUUCAAAUAAGAUCAUCGAAAUAUACAAAAUUCUUAUCUCUGGAAAAAAAAAAUAAUAAUAAUAAUAAUAAUAAAUGGUAUUGAAAUCCUUUUCUAAUUCAGUAUUGUUCCUAAAAUUUUUCUUGAUUCUCUCAGUUAUUUUUACAUUUUGUUUCCUUCAAAUCUUUUCACAAAUAUUAAAACCAUUGUCAAUGAGUAAAUAUUCUGAAAAUAUGCUUUGCAUUAUUGAAGUUCUACCUUUCAGCAAAUGACAAGUAUUUACAGUAGAUGAUAUUAUGUAAAUUGGAGCAGAUAAAGUAAAUCUACUUCUUUCUGCAAAUACAGUUCCAUUGUAUAUUAUUUAUAUGGCCAAAACCCUGUUGAUGGUUUCUAUUUAGUCAAUGAUUUGGAUUGUAUUUUUAUAAAGUUAUUUCUUCAAGGAUUUAUUUUGGGGUUUGAGAUUACUUGUCAAAAGAAGUGCACCUUAUUUUGCUAUGUCUUCUACGUGUGUGUGUGUAUGUAUGCAUAUGUAUAUAACUAGUUGGAGAUUUCAUUUGAAAUGGAAAGAACCACAAAGUCAGGUACUUGAUAUGUUAAUUAGAGGGUAUAUUAAUUUAGUGACUCUUACAGGACUAGUACUGCUACAUUCUUGAUGAAUUCCCCAAAAAUGUAACAAUUUUGUAUGAGUUAAAAAAAAUAUAUACGUAUAAUAUAGGAAGGAUUUUUCCACAUUAAUAGGUGGCCAUCAAUUAUGUUUAUACUUCAAUUCUACAAGCAACUUCAAAUUGAAAGCUAAAAGGUGGUGAGGUGAGUGGUCAGUAUUUAAUCUAGUCAACAAUUUGCUGCUGAAAUUAUAACCUGGUAUCUAAUGGUCUUUUUAAAUUGCCUAGAUUGUGUAUAUAUUGUCUUCACCCCUGGGUUUUGUUCAAGCAUCUGUCAUAUAAAGUAUUUCUUUGACUUGAUUACAAAAUUCUAAAUAUUAUUGGACCUUUACAGAGGUUUCACUUGUGAGUCUACAUAUCAAAUAUGGCUAUUGUCUAAUUUCGUACACUAUUUAUCUUCCAGAUGAACACUGAACAAGUAUGGUUUAUGUGAAAUUAAUUGUACUAUAAUAAACAUAACACCAUAGAUGUUUGAAAGGAAUCUUUAUAUAAGACUAAAAUUAAUAUUCGGCUUACAGAAUAUUAUUGUAGAAGCUAGAUAUUCUAAGUAUAUAGAUUUCCUGUGUUUAGAAGAGCAAUGAAAAAGGGUAAAUUGAUUGGAAUUGGUUUAAAAAUUCACUCCAUUAUGUCUCUCUAACUGAAACUUUAUUGCAAGUUUACAACAAAUCCAUGUUUUAACCCUUUUUCAUGAGCUAAUUGAAACACACUGAUGGUGCUUCAUUUUGAAUAUAAUCAACAAUUGAGAGGAUUUCAGUGAAAUAAUUUUGUCAUUUUAACUUGGUGUUUCAAAAACAACAAAAGGUUCUUACAUAAAAUUAUAAUUGGAGGUUUUAAUUUAAGCAUAAAUACUUACGGUUUGGUAUUAAGAGGAUAAAAGUUGAAUUUUUUCCCCUCCUUUGUGUAAUCCAACUUUUAUUGAUCUUGUUCUAGCAAGACAUUGUCAUGUGGUUCUAAUCUUGUCAGAUCUAGUGGUUUUUAUUGUAUUUUAGCUAAUCCAAAAGGAAGUAUUAAUGUGUAUUUUUAUUACAAAAUUAUUUUUCAUAAAAAUUUGCUUCAUAUUUUGUAAAUUAACAGAUGUGAUGCUUCUUUAAAGGUUUCAUAUUACAGAGAUAUAUAAAUAUUCAAUAUCAUUAAUAUUUAACAAAUUUUUCAUACUGUUAUCUUAAUCUUUUCUACUUGAUUGAUAUUUCAUCUGGUUAAGUAUCCAUAAGUAUGAGUUGCAAUGUGACUAGAGCUAGUGAGUCUAACAAAACCCAUACCUCCCAACAUACUCAUAAUUUAAACGCAGCAAUUAUUGAAAUGCUUUUGUAGUUCUUUCACUGCUUAAAGUAGUGAGCUGUAUCAAGCUAUUUAGUGGUGAGAAUACAAUAUUUUUACUAUGACCACAGUGAAAUGAUAUAAACUACUUGGUCAAACGCAACUCCUGAACCCAACAAAUUUACACCCACACUUGUUUUUACUUAAAUUUUAUCCCUUUUUAAGGACAUAUAUUUCUCCAUGUAUUCUUUGGUAUUUACACAUCGAAUUUAUUCAGUUAAUUUCAUAAAAUAUUCAGAAUUAUGAAGAGGCAUAUAAACACAUGUAAAAUAAUCCAUGCCAUCCAACUAAAUAUUUCUUAGGAUACCUUGAUUUCUAACUUUCAUUUUUAAUUUUAGAGUUUGCAAUAUCUGAAAUUUCAAAUACUCAUUAAAUAGAUCAACAUGUCACAUAUUACCUUAUUUUUAACAUGAAAGUGUGCGAUACAUCAUUGUUUGAAUAUUCUUUACUAGUGAUAUUGAUCCAUGGCAGGUUAAACCUGUUGACUUUAGUAGGGAUAUUCAUCUUCCAGGGGGAGAAAGGAUUCCUACUGCCUUUGCUAGUCCCAUGAGGAAAUUUGAGAUCAUUGCAAGCUAACAAAACACUAGCCAAUUAUAAAGUACCCUUGUUGCUAACAAUAAUGAACUAUUCUCACCACCCACUAUGAAAGGACAACUGAAUUGGCUCACUUUGAGUCUACUGACCUUUUCAGAUGCACAGCACUAGUGACUAAACAAAAGAUGUUGAUCUUUCUAUUAGUAAGCCAGCAUCAUGCCAAACUCCUCUAUCUAUGACUCUUAUUAAUAUAUUAACUUUGAAUAAAUUAUUUGUAUACAAGACAUUAAUUUGUCUGAAAUUUAUAUAAAUUUCUGACUUGGCAUUGUUUCUGCUGUGAUUUAGUCACAUUCUACAAAGCUGUGGUUUGUUCUUUCUCAUCAAACAUUUAAAUAAAUUUGAAUGUUUUAUUUCAAUAACUCAAUAUAUUUGAAUUGACUGCCAUAUGAUUUACUGAAAGUGUUUGUAAAUUUGAAUUUUUCAACGAAUCCUGUCAAGAUUAAGUAGUAACUUUGUAGUGAAAAGUAAACAAAAUAAAACUCUCUUGAAAGUGGUUUUAUUAUCUUGAUAAUUUCUUGACAAGAGAGCACCAGUAAUUUAAGCAAGUACUAUCGAAUUGUCUUGCUCAAAGUAUAUGACUUCCACUAACUCAUAACCCAACCAAGUUAUGUAUUGUUCAUUUGAUGAAUGCAUUUCCCCCAAACUUAACUGAUAUUCAUAAGAAUUGUUUUUGAUACUUAAAACUGGGUGGAUAUAAAAACAAUUUUUUUAAUAUAUUGAAAUAAACUCCACGAACAAAACAUGACAAAUUUUAACUUAGCAAUGCAAUUAAGAGGCCAUUAACUCUUAGCAAACUCUGAGUAGCCACACAUUUUGUUCAAGUCCGCAUUCUAUACAAAUAUUAACAUAUUUUGCCUAUUUUUGUUGACUAUCAUUUUUGAAUUUUGAAAAUAUUGCCAAAUCUGGCUAUUUAAAGGUACUUUUAAAUGGAUGAAAUAAAUGGAAAAAUUGUGAUAGUAACUUGUAAGCUGAGGCAAGGAAUUUAUUUGAUAUCAAUAUAUUUCAAUAACUAAUUAAUGUAAAAGUAUUUUCAGAGUAAAGUGGAUAAAUUUUUGGAAUUGCAAGCAUAAGUUUGUACACUUAAGAUGUCUUGUAAUAUUUGCACCAAUUGUAUACUGGUAUUUUGUAUGAUGGGGCUUAAGCAGAAAUUAAUUACAGCAAUUUAUAUGCCUUGUUAUAAAUUUAAUAAAAUUAUUGAGUCAUG